GUUUAUCUUUGGGGUCAUAAAGCGCACUGGGGGAAUAGGUAUCGGUGAGCGGUUAAUUGAAGUCUUUCAAUUGGUGGAAGCUUGGCAAGCAAGACUGCGCUAGUUAAAGGAAUAUGCUUUUUUGUGUGCAGGUGUCGUAGGUUAAGUCACAUUGCGGAGGAACGAAGAGGUGAUUUACCCAAUUCAGGAAAUACAAAAGUGAAUUUGUGCUUCUUCAUGAUCCAUGCCCAGAAUGAAGCAUCUGCUUAGAAAACUUCAUAUUGGUGGCGGUAUAAAUGAUCACCAGAGAUUAUCGCCGGAGACUGCCCCAGUGCUCAGCCCCACUCCCAGUCUCACUCUAUCCUCGUCUGCUUUGUCGUCCCCUACAAUGCCUACCGUCACUACAACUGAAUCGGCUGCUGAUCGGGCGGCUGUUGAUGUUACCGCUGACGUUGGUGGCGAUAAGGGAGUAGAUUUCAAUUUCAUGGAGGAGGAGUUUCAGAUGCAGUUGGCUUUGGCAAUUAGUGCUUCUGAUUCUGAUGGCCGCAAGGACCCCGAUUCUGCUCAGAUCGAUGCUGCCAAGCAGAUGAGCCUCGGGUGUCAGACAUCUGUUACUGACACGAAAGCGCUCGUUCAGUUUCAAUCUCUUCGUUAUUGGAACUACAGUCUCAUUGACUACGAAGAGAAAGUGAUGGAUGGAUUUUAUGAUGUUUAUGGCAUAACCCCAAAUUUAGUUGAACGAGGAAGGAUGCCAUUGUUGAUUGAUCUGCAAACUACGUCCGUCUCAGAAAAUCUUGAACGUGAAGUGAUUUUGGUGAACCGCAUGGUUGAUAAUGAGCUGAAGCAGCUUGAGAAAAAAGCCUAUAAAUUAUUAAAGAACUUCCACUUUUCUGAACAGGGACUAAUCUUAAGUGGCCUACUUCAGAAACUUGCUGACAUUGUGGUUAAUAGAAUGGGUGGUCCAGUUGGUGAUGCUGAUGAAAUUUUGAAAAGGUGGACCAUGAGGAGCCGUGAGUUAAGAAAUUCAUUAAGAACCAGUGUUCUUCCCAUUGGCUGUCUUGAUGUUGGACUUUCACGUCACCGUGCCCUACUUUUCAAGGUACUUUCAGAUAGAAUUAAUGUUCCCUGUUUGCUGGUCAAAGGGAGUUACUACACUGGAACUGAUGAUGGAGCUGUGAAUUUGAUCAAAGCUGAUGAUGGGAGUGAAUUCAUUAUUGAUCUGAUGGGUGCUCCUGGUGCUCUUAUUCCUGCCGAAAUACCCAGCAGUCAGCUUCAAAACUACAGUUUUCCUGUAAGGAGCUGUACAGAUAUUGUGGAGGUAUCAAAAGACGCACAUUUGAUGUUAGAUGACGGAAGUAGAAUGCUGGCAGUUUCUGGAAGAUGUUCAGCGGUAGGCACCGCUUGGCCAGAAGAAUUAAUAAGUGUUGGCAGUAAAAAAAUACCAGUUGAAAGGAAUUCUGUUGGAAUGAAUCAAGCAGAGAGGUCUGAGCAUAAAUUUGGGAAUCAUCUUCAGUCACUGCAUAAAUCAGGUGAAAGCUCUUCAGGUGCAAAAGCAUCACCAGCAGGAAAAAAGCAAGCGAAAGAUGUAUCAACAGGCCCAGAUUUUGCUCAAAACUUACACAUUGUUCAAUUAGAAAAUUAUGCACUACCUUCAUCGGAUCUCUUUUCACAUAUUAAUACACAAAAUACAGCUCAAGAUAAAGUGUUUGAAGAUUUUCCUCAGGUUACUGAAAAAAUUGUCAAAAAUUCUGUCCAAGCUGAUCCAGAUAAGUUGUUAUCAAGCUGUGAAAAGUCUGUCAAAUCCCCUCAAGGGGUGUGCUCUACCAGUGAUAAUGCGAGGAAGGUGCCAGAUACUUUCUGUAAUGGAAUUGAAGAACUGGAGCAGCUAGAAGCAUUAGACAUAGAAAGCGCUUCAUCCAAUGCUCAUCAGAAGCAUGAAGAGCAAUUUCUUGAGUCGUCCUUGCCCAGAGCAGCUGUGUCUUGCAAAAGACAAAGAGGGGUUAACUUUGUUUGCGACGAUGAUGAAAAUCUUCUUAAUAAUAAGGCUGUAGAGGCUUUUAAUGACACUGAAUUGGAUAAGGCUUCUGCUGUCCAAUUAAAUGAAACAGCUAAUGGAGAUCACACUAAAUAUGAUGGCAAAAGUGAUAAAGUUAAUGCAGUUCUAGGUGAGGGCGUAGAAUGGGAGAUUCAAUGGGAGGAUCUUCAAAUUGGUGAGCGAAUUGGUAUUGGUUCCUAUGGUGAGGUCUAUCAUGCUGACUUGAAAGGCACCGAAGUGGCUGUGAAGAAGUUUCUAGACCAAGAUUUCUCUGGUGAUGCAUUGGCUCAGUUUAAAUCGGAAGUUGAGAUAAUGUUGAGACUGCGGCAUCCUAAUGUUGUGCUCUUCAUGGGAGCAAUUACCCGACCCCCACAUUCCUCUAUCUUGACAGAGUUUCUCCCAAGAGGAAGUCUAUAUAGGCUAUUACACCGACCCAAUUUUCGACUUGAAGAGAAGAGACGGUUGCGUAUGGCUUUUGAUGUGGCUAAGGGAAUGAAUUACUUGCACACAAGCCAUCCUCCCAUUGUCCAUCGGGAUUUGAAGUCUCCAAAUCUUCUUGUUGACAAACAUUGGGUUGUUAAGGUCUGUGAUUUUGGCUUGUCCCGCUUGAAGCACCAUACCUUUUUGUCUUCAAAGUCUACUGCUGGAACGCCUGAGUGGAUGGCUCCAGAAGUCUUAAGAAAUGAGCCAGCCAAUGAGAAGUGUGAUGUAUAUAGUUUUGGUGUGAUUUUGUGGGAGUUGGCUACCACGAGGAUCCCAUGGAAGGGGUUGAACCCAAUGCAGGUUGUUGGAGCUGUCGGGUUUCAAAAUAGACGGCUUGAAAUUCCAGAGGAUGUUGAUCCAGUAGUAGCACAAAUUAUAUGUGAUUGUUGGCAAACGGAGCCACACUUGCGACCAUCAUUCUCACAGAUCAUGUCUCGUCUCCGCCACCUUCGGCGCCUGGUUGUUAGAACAGAUUCGACUGAAAAACCAAAUGAAGUUGGCCAUAGUACCAAAUUAUUGAGAUGAUAGUUGUUGCUUGGUUCAGAGAUCCGGAGCAGCUAAAGCUUUCAACGUUUUGUGCUUUCAAAUUAAAACAAGAAAACGGAUUAAGAGCUUAUCAGCCUGCCUCUAGCUGGGAUGCCAACAUGGAGAGCAGCUAAAGAUUUUACCUAUUGACAUAUGAGGAGAUUGCUGAACUGGGAAGUGUAAGGCUCAUUCAAAGCGGUAGGCGCAAACAACCAUCAGAGCACGGUAAAAACCGUUCCAACUACCUGCAUUAGUGCGGUUGAAGUUUGGUUUUCACAGUUCAGUAUCAAAAUUGUAUUUAAAAUAAAAAAAAACAAACUUUAUAUUUUUGGGGGGGAGAACUUGACAGCAAUUGUAUCUAUAGUCAGUUUUAUAAAGCAUGAGUUAGAGUAGGGCCGACAAGUUGUCCAAGGAAAAAAGGAGCAGGGACAACUGAAUAAUCCACCAGAAAAAGAGGGGUGAGGAGAGAAAUAGGCAAAAGAAAAUAAACGGUACAAAAUUGUUCAUUAUAAUUUGUAUGUAGAGGACCUAUUUGGAGUUUGGAAUUGUUAACAUGUGAUCUUUGCGGUUCAAGUGGAAAUGUAAACAGAAAUCUCGAAAUGAAGAAAGCAUUUGUAUAUUCGGCGUA
Neltuma alba is the source of this 3650-nucleotide messenger RNA. Its product is annotated as probable serine/threonine-protein kinase SIS8. NCBI's taxonomy places the organism in Eukaryota, Viridiplantae, Streptophyta, Magnoliopsida, Fabales, Fabaceae. Bases 224 to 3022 code for a protein of 932 amino acids. The record is from RefSeq and is a predicted model, not a curated record. Gene Ontology annotation, biological process: protein phosphorylation. The transcript is spliced from 13 exons. Gene Ontology annotation, molecular function: ATP binding; protein serine/threonine kinase activity.